This is a messenger RNA of Brassica napus (rape), 5246 nucleotides long. RefSeq lists its product as uncharacterized. The transcript is spliced from 3 exons. The record is from RefSeq and is a predicted model, not a curated record. NCBI's taxonomy places the organism in Eukaryota, Viridiplantae, Streptophyta, Magnoliopsida, Brassicales, Brassicaceae. Gene Ontology annotation, molecular function: nucleic acid binding; zinc ion binding. Bases 2138 to 3451 code for a protein of 437 amino acids.
GUUAGGUAAGUUUGAUCUGGAACCUUCAAAUUUUUUAAAUAAUGUCUAUUUUUUGUGUAACUGAAGAUGGUUGCUGUUGUUGUUUUUGAUGUAUUUUUCGUACAAUUCUUUCUUUUGCAUAUCGAAUAUAUUCACGAGUAUUAAUAUUAUCAAAAGGAAAUUAGUCUGUUAGUAAUAUUUUAUUUUUCUCUUUUACUUUUUUGUUAUGAUCUAAUGUAUUUACAAGUAUCAUUAUUACCCGAUUUCAACAACUUUUAGCUCGUAAUCUACAAAGUAAAAAUGAGAAGAGCCAUUUUUACUUCGAAAUGCACUAAUAGAUCAUAUAUGCAUUACCAAAAUAAUUUUAUGAAAUAAUAUGGUAUUUUGUUUGAAGUUUAAUAUUAAUUAAGUUAAUUUUAUUUAAAUUUUUAUAUUUUAAUAAAAUAUUUUAUUAAUUUAUAUUGUUCUAAUAUGUUUAUAUAUGUGCUAGUUAUUUACAAAAGUUUUAUGAAUUCAAAUUAGUUAUGACAAAUAAAUAUAAAGACCAUAUUAUAAAAUAUAAAUAGUUUUGAAGCUGAGUUUGAAGUUUUACUUUUGAAAAAUAACACCUUUAAACUUCAGAAAGAAUUAUCCAAUCAACUUUAAGUUUAAGCAGUUAAUUAACUUAAGUUAUCUAUUUAAUUGAUUUUAUCCUUAACCUCCCUGUCUUUAAGAAUCUUGGCGGCGCGGCUGGAUUUCUGAAAAAAGUCAUAAAUCCAUGUCAAUAUAUCCUCUUGUGAGUUGUGUGAUGUACUGUUUUGUGUAUGUAUUUUGCAUGCAUAUGUAUAAAAUGACAAAAAUGCGUUAUCUACUUGCGUACGCGGAUGGGAGAAGAUUGAUAAUAAGGCUUCGAAUGGUGACUAUCGUCCUGCCUCGUCCUGCAGUUAACAGUAACAAAAAUAUCUACAUAUACUAUAUAUCUAUACAUUUUUAUAACUAUUAAAACCGCACCGCAGUUGAAUCCCUUGUCCCGUAUCGCUCAAACCGCAGUCACAAAGCCUAAUUCAGCACUGCAUGUGACAGUCUGUUCUUGUGUGCCCUGAACCAAAUAUAAUUUGCUUUGUCGAGUGUUCAAAGAUUGCGUUAUUGAUUUGAUCAUAUGAGUGACGAAUUUGGAAUAUUAUUUUAUAAUAUAAGAGAUUAUCUAACAUCAGAACCACGGCUACGGUCUACUCAACUAAACCGGAAACCGAAUUCAGGUCCGUGUGCCAGGGCACCAAUUCGACCUAAUAUGUAUAAGGCAUUGCCAAAUUCGCCACAACCUCAACCAGGAUUUAGGGAUUUAGCUCGAACACGUGGGCUGUAUUGUAACGACCCAGAUUUUUUCUGGUGGGCCAGUUUGGCCUUUAUUAAAAAUUAAAGUCUAAUUCUCUCUUUUUACUUUGUCCCACAUUGGAUGUUUAGAAAACCUACCUCCCUUCCCUUCUUCUAUAUAAGAAACUCCAUCCUUUCUCUUUAUUCUCAUCAAGUCAAAGUAUUUCUUUGCGUGUGACGAGUUGUUGUUGAAUUAUUCGACGACCAGUCACUAGUGAAUUUUCCGGUGGGAUUUCCGGGUGAGCUUCCGGCGAGAUUUCUGGACGAGCUUCCGGUGAGAUUUCUAGACGAGCUUCCGGCGGGUUUUCUAUUGACCUCAGCUGACCGCAUCUUUCGUUGUUCAUUUCAGCCUGUGGCUAAGGUGAGACCGACGAGCAGGAGUGAUUACUAUCGGAUUGGUGCUUUGGGAGUUUUAUCUCUUUAAGUUUCAGACUUGCGGUUUUUAUGAUUUUAUCGAUAUUUUCAGGUUUUAUUAUAUUAUCUGGAUUUACGACUUUGGAGUUGACUUUAGAGAAGUAAUAAAUGGAGAUUUCGGACUUUAUAUUUAUUUAUUUUAUUUUGGAAAAUACGGGUGUUACAAUUUGGUAUCAGAGCGGGUUCCGUCCCGGCUCUGACCCGGGAUGGCGAUUUGUUGGGACGUAGUUUCGACUCGGUUUUUAAUCGGUUUUAGACAUUUUUAAAAUAUUUAUGGGAAUAUGGGAAUUUUAAAAAUAAAAGUAAAUAGCACCUUUCUGUUUGGUAUUGUGUCUAGAAUCGUUGGUGUUCGGUUUCGGCAGAAGUUUAUUGAGGUGCUUUUUCCUUUCAGAUGCCGCCGCGUAAGAGAGUUGUUCGCACUCAGUCCGCUAGUGCUUCACGAGAGGGUGGAGAUGAGAAUGUGCCGCCACCGGCUCCACCGAUUGAUCAGGAUGCCCUUAGGCAGAUGGUGCAGGAUGCUGCCAGACAGGCUGCACAUGAGGCAGUUCAGCAAGCUGUCCAGGAGGCUGCUAGAGUAGCUGCACAAGAAGUUGUUAGGCAGAUGGCUGCAGCUCAGCAGGUUCCGCCAGUUCAGGUUCAGGGGCAUCAGCAGCCCCCUAUUCAGCCGGUUCGACCAGUUCAGGUUCAGGGGCAGCAGCAGCCCCCUAUUCAGCAGGUUCCUGAGGUUGAUGAGACGCUUAUGCAGGUGAUGAAACAGAUGAAAACUGUGGAUUUGGAGACUUUUGGGGGAACAGUAGACCCUUUUCAGGCUUAUAAUUGGAAGCAUAGAUUAGCUACGUGUCUGCAGACUAUCAAUUGUCCGUUGCGCCUUUGCCUUAGUAUCGCAGAGUUGUAUCUGCGUGGGGAUGCAUUAGUAUGGUGGGAUGGAGUGCAAUCGAUGCGUGAUGGCGAUAUGACUUAUGAGGAUUUCCUCAUUGCGUUCGACAAGAAGUAUUUUCCUAGAGAAGCAUUGCACCAGAAGAAGAAUGCUUUUGAGCAUCUGAGGCAGGGUACUAGGAGUGUCAGAGAGUAUGAGCGGGAGUUUUGCCAACUCCGCUUGUUUGCUGGUAAUAAUUUUGAUGCGGAAGACUUGAUCAGGAGAUUCUUAGAUGGGAUGCGAGUUGAUCUUCGCGGGAGGUGCAAUAUGGUUACUUACACGAGCUUGGAGGAUCUGGUAGAGAAGGCUGCUGUGCAGGAGGCAUGUAUUGCAGAGGAGCAGAAGUACUUUAAGGCCCAACCUAAGACUGAAAGAACUUCAGAGUCACCGAACAUGGCAGGGGAUCAGUCAGGAACACCCAGUUGUGAGCGCUGCCAUCGCUACCAUUUUGGAGAUUGCGUGAUGUGUUUUGCAUGUGGGCGGUUAGGCCAUGUGGCCAAGUAUUGUCGAUUUACAAAAGUGGAUGGUACUGGUACCGGACAGGUUACAGCACCAACGACACUAGCAGCGGCUUCAAAGAAGUGUUAUGGCUGUGGCCAGCCUGGUCACAUUUUCAGGGAUUGCCCGAGGGGGGGACGGGUAGAGAAUCCAUCACCAGCUAAGCGCCAGGCUAUCGCACCACGAGUAGCAAGAGGCAACGAGAGAGUUGAGCCGGCUGAUGGUAUGUAUCUUUUCACUUUGGUAGUUUACGUUUGUGCAUGUUGUCUUUUGCGGUUAUCAUUUGUUUAAAAAAAAAAAGAAGUUGUGCUUAAGAUCAGUAGCGGCUGAGUAUGAGAGAUUUCACCUUAUUUGAUAUGGGAGGACCACAUAGUUUGGAGUGUCUACAGCGAACAAACGUCUUUAUAACAAAGUUAACUCAUGCUGAAGACAUCUUAUUCCUUUUCUCGACUCAGGAUUUGAAUUCGGGGACGAAUUCCUUCUUAGUGGGGAAGAAUUGUAACGACCCAGAUUUUUUCUGGUGGGCCAGUUUGGCCUUUAUUAAAAAUUAAAGUCUAAUUCUCUCUUUUUACUUUGUCCCACAUUGGAUGUUUAGAAAACCUACCUCCCUUCCCUUCUUCUAUAUAAGAAACUCCAUCUUUUCUCUUUAUUCUCAUCAAGUCAAAGUAUUUCUUUGCGUGUGACGAGUUGUUGUUGAAUUAUUCGACGACCAGUCACUAGUGAAUUUUCCGAUGGGAUUUCCGGGUGAGCUUCCGGCGAGAUUUCUGGACGAGCUUCCGGUGAGAUUUCUAGACGAGAUUCUGGCGGGUUUUCUAGUAAGUUUGUUGCCUCCUUAUUUCUAGUUAUAGGAAUAUUUUAAGAAAGUUUCUAAUUUAGGAAAUAAGUUAUAUUAGGAAAGUUUCUAUUUUAGGAAAGUUGCCAUUUUAGGAAAGUUGCUAUUUUAGGAAAGUUUCUAUUUUAGGAGAGGUUUCAUUUUAGGAAAGUUUCCAUUUUAGGAAACUUAUUUCCAGAGAAGCUGAGCUUAAGUCGUUGAUUCUCGUGUUGCAGUUGACCUCAGCUGACCGCAUCUUUCGUUGUUCAUUUCAGCCUGUGGCUAAGGUGAGGGCUAUCCCAUUAAAUCCCGAGCUAGUUUAGUACUACUAUUAUGGAAAGUUUAGUUUCGAAACAUGAUCCGUCUCUGUGAAUUGAGUCUGUUUGAGAGUCUUGUUUGUUUAUUAUUACUAUUGAUUGUUAAACCAGAAAUAGGAUAAUAGAGGAUUCAACGGUUGACUGAAUUGAAUGAAUUAAGAACUGUUAUUUAUAUAUGUAUAUACAUAUGUCUGUUAUGAGAUUGCGGGGCACAAAGAUGUUGUGCUAACGGCGCAUUGUGUGGAGAUUGCGGGACACAGAGACGUUUGUGUUAGCGGCGCAUUGUAUGGAGAUUGCGGGGCAUAUAGACGUCUAUGCUAGCGGCGCAUUGUAUGAGGGAUUGCGGGGUACAAAGACGUUUGUACUAGCGGCGCAUAGGUGAUUGCGGGGUACAAGGAUGGACUCUUGUACUAGCGGCGCAUAGAGUUAUAUAUUUAUAUCCGUAUAAGGAGAAUGCAGGGUGUGUGAUCUAGUUAUGCACUAUCAGCGCAUUUGAUGUUUUAUGUGGUGUAUUAGACACUGUGUUUGUUUCAUGCUAGAGCUAGGCCUACAUAGUCGUAGUGCUAUGUACUGAGUCAGUGGUUUGUGGUUUAGCAUCCCAUACCUCACGGAGUAACUCCCCUGUUACUCACCCCUCUUUCUUCCCCCUUUCAGGUGAGACCGACGAGCAGGAGUGAUUACUAUCGGAUUGGUGCUUUGGGAGUUUUAUCUCUUUAAGUUUCAGACUUGCGGUUUUUAUGAUUUUAUCGAUAUUUUCAGGUUUUAUUAUAUUAUCUGGAUUUACGACUUUGGAGUUGACUUUAGAGAAGUAAUAAAUGGAGAUUUCGGACUUUAUAUUUAUUUAUUUUAUUUUGGAAAAUACGGGUGUUACAUGUAUGUGAUACAGUUUAGCACAUGAGACAAUAAAAUCAAUCGAAGAACUAAAUGUCAACGACAUAGAACUGGUUCAAAUGGUUUU